This is a messenger RNA of Oldenlandia corymbosa var. corymbosa, 1803 nucleotides long. NCBI's taxonomy places the organism in Eukaryota, Viridiplantae, Streptophyta, Magnoliopsida, Gentianales, Rubiaceae. The record is from the annotation of a GenBank genome assembly.
AUGGAGAACAAUUCUGGAUUUUCUUCGUCACCAAGGAGUAGUAGUGAUUCAUUCCCAGCUGGUUUGAGGGUUCUUGUUGUGGAUGAUGACCCAACUUGGCUUAAGAUUCUUGAGAAAAUGCUCAAGAAAUGCUCCUAUGAAGUGACGACGUGUGGUUUAGCAAGAGAAGCCCUUGAUCUGCUUCGAGAAAGAAAAGAUGGAUUUGACAUAGUUAUCAGCGAUGUUAAUAUGCCGGAUAUGGAUGGUUUUAAGCUUUUGGAGCAUGUUGGACUGGAAAUGGAUCUUCCCGUCAUAAUGAUGUCUGUUGAUGGGGAAACAAGCAGGGUCAUGAAAGGUGUUCAGCAUGGGGCAUGCGAUUAUCUUCUCAAGCCAAUAAGAAUGAAGGAGCUUCGCAAUAUAUGGCAGCAUGUCUUUAGAAAAAGAAUACACGAGGUCAGAGAUAUUGAAUUCCACGAUGGCUGCAGCAUGGAUGAAAUCCUCAUGUUGAGACAUGGUUCUGAGUUCCCCUGUGGAAGCUCUGACUCAACUUCGGGAAAGAAAAGAAAAGAUUUUUUUGACAGCAAGCAUGAUGACAGAGAAUUAUGUAACAAUGAACCUUCAUCCUCUGUCAAAAAAAGUAGGGUAGUGUGGACAGUGGAACUUCAUCAGAAGUUUGUUAAUGCAGUACAUCAGAUUGGUUAUGAAAAAGUGGGUCCCAAGAAAAUAUUGGACAUGAUGGCUGUUCCUUGGUUAACAAGGGAAAACGUAGCUAGCCACUUGCAGAAGUAUCGGCUUUACCUUGGUAGGCUGCAGAAAGAGAAAGAAUUAACAGCCUCAUUUGGAGGAGGGCUGAUGAAGCCUGAUAUCUCACUGUCGAAAGAACAACCAAAUGGGAAUAACUGCAUUCAGAAUGUAAUGAAGAAGCAACACUGUGAUCUUAGAAGUUGCAGCAACUACAGUGCAAGUGGAAACAAGAAUAUCAUGCACAACUUUGACUUCAAACUUCAUGAGAGUGACAUGAAGUGUACUCUUCCGAUGAUGCCUAGCGCAGAACCACCCAAGAGACCAUCAAGUGUAGAUAAUAAUUCUGAUCCUCAAAAAAGUAGCAGCAGCAACACAAGGAUAGGGGGCCUCAAUCAUUCUUCCUUUGGGAAACUUGAUGCAGAUGCAAAAUAUGCGACAACAAUCCCAAAACAGUAUAGUAGUUGGGACACAGAAUGUUCGCGGCAAGGUCAGAUCGGUCAUCUCCAGCCAAAGAGCGGGUUCAGUCCUCAGUCUAUGACAACUACUUCACUUGCACAGAAUAGCCAACUUAAGUGUUUACAACCUACCACUACUUCCCUUAACCCUAAUCCUCCAAGCAUAGAAAGAAACAAAUCAGCAGAGCUAGUAAAAUCGAGUCUGCCUGCCAAUGCAAACAGCAGAGGCCGAGUCUGGAUUAGACCGUUGUUGUCUCCCUUGGGAAAUACAGACUUGUUAACAAAUGAACAAGGUUUCAAGUCAAGCCUGGGUGGGGUGUGGAGCAUGCACCUGCAUAGCUUAGAUCAGCGUAUUGAAGGCAGCGGAGAAUCUGCAGUAGCUAAAAGUCAAAACAGCGCAAGUGCAUUGACCUCGGCAUCUUGGGAUGACAAUCCGUAUUGUAAUUCUCUUCUUCAAGGUGAAUUUCCACCGACUGAUACAGUUCCUGAUUUUGUAGAAUCCUUAAACUACAGUUCUCCGGAGCUCACUGCUGAAGAAGUUCCAGCCUUCUUCAACGAUUCGCUGAAGAACGACUACGAGUAUCCUUUUGAGUCAGUGAUAGAUCAAGGUUUAUUUAUAGUGUGA